This is a messenger RNA of Branchiostoma floridae (Florida lancelet), 1884 nucleotides long. RefSeq lists its product as uncharacterized. The record is from RefSeq and is a predicted model, not a curated record. The transcript is spliced from 10 exons. Bases 109 to 855 code for a protein of 248 amino acids. Lineage: Eukaryota; Metazoa; Chordata; Leptocardii; Amphioxiformes; Branchiostomatidae.
UAGACCAGGUAGAGUGUACAAAUUACACAAUUACAAAACUAUGUGCCCCCGGCGACAAGUACUAGUAUCGCUCAGUACGCCCCGGUCCCACCAGCGCUACACACAGCCAUGGACACUGCAGGCUUCAAACAACUUCAACGGCAGCUCGAACAAGUGACCUCUACAGAUGACAAGCUGUUGGUGUUGUCCAGUUCCCAUGGUAACUUCAGUGCUAACCAGCUGGUCUUCCUCUUCCAGCUAUUUCCACAAAUUCACGACGAAGUGAAAGUAACACAAAGAUUGAAAAGCAGACUCUGUCCAAUGACAUGCGCAGAAGCAGCCGAUGUUCUGGAGGCGGUGUCCUACUCGGACAAAAUGCAGAUCCUGGAGAUCAUCUCCCGUUCCGUCACUGACGCCAGCUCUGGUUUUAAACACAUUGAAGACCAGUUCAACUCUCGUUCCGAAAAAUCCAUGGCCAAAGAAAUGAUGAGUAGGGCGAGUGAAAAUCUCACGGCUAAAGCCAAGGAACGAGAUGACCUCGGCGGACCCGCUGCCUCAUCUCGUGCCCAGCAUACCGUAGGAAUGGACGAGAGGAGCUUCAGUCAACUCGAACAGAAACUGAAAAGUGCGUUAUUUAUAGAAGACAAGUUGGCGGUACUGUCCCAGUCCAAGGGCAGCUUCAGCGCAGAUCAGGUGUAUCGCGUCUUCCAGACCCUCCCGCAGGUACAUGACGAGAUAAAGGCACUCCGGGCACUUCAGGAGAGACUCUGCCCGAUGUCCUGCGCAGAAGCAGUGUGUGUACUCGAGGCGGUGCCAUACUCCGACAAGCUGAAGGUCCUGGACAUCAUCGCCAGGUCGGUAGGGGGCGUUCUUUGAGAAAAAUUUAUCCGCAUCGCAAACAAACAUGAUUUUAUUUCAGGCAACAGCAACUUAAGCUUACGAUAAUCUCUUUUCUAGGAAAAAUUUCGACAUCCGCACUGGUAUUGGGUACAUCGAAGACAUCUUUAACUACAGUUCAGAAAAAGCAAGGUUAGAGAAACCAUAUCCAAGCACGACUUGUAAUGUUGCCAACCUGCACUGAUAUCAGCCCAACUACGAAAGACCAAGAGCAAGAAGACUUUAGAACAUCUGUAUCCAUCUGCACCAGCGUCCUGCAUGAUAUUACCAUGUACCAGACGGACAAAGUGGAAAAUUUGUCCCCAAACGUAGUUUAUCGGCAGAGGAAUAAACGUGCAUGACAAUAAAUGUAUAAUAUUCAUCGUAACAUGAAGCUAAUCAAAGUCAAUGAUGCACAGCGCUUAUUUUUAUCACUAAAUAAUUGCUAGAGAAUUCGAAAUAAUUCAACUGAUGCAAAUGCACACUAUUACCUAAGUGUGCAGAAAGUGUAGUCUACAAAUACUUCAAUAAUGGCAACAUUUCUAGUUAUAUAAUGCUUGUAUCAAACAUGCAGCGAAUCACUGCGGUUCCCAUUGUUUACAAGGGACGAGAAUACCAUAUAACAGUUAAAAGAUUAUACAAUACUUUUAAACAGGUUCCUCGGUAGUAGUUAGAAGAAAAUUUAUAAAAAGAUACGCCUUUGAGGUCUUGUAGCAGUCUUUUCAUUCUACGAAAUAGUAAAAUUUUGCUAAUUGCUGCUAAUUCUUUGAUGUUCAAAAGUGACCCAUAUUAUCCGGAGAGGAAGCUCAGAUGCACCUGUUGGCUUCCUAUGAUCUCGACCAAUCACAGGCCGCGCUCCACCUGCUCCUCCAAUCACAGACCACGGUACACCUGCUCGACCAAUCACAGGCCGCGCUACAGCUGCAAACACUAAUCAGAUCACGCUAGAUAUUACGCGUCCGUUGAACAGUCCCAGGACAAGUAUUAUUGCAUCAAGACAAGACAAUAAAGUUGGUUGGCAUCACGGUA